AUGAGUGACGUGAGAAGAUGUCGUCGUUGUAAAAGGAAGAGAAUGGACGAUGAACCCCCUGAAGUGAGAUUAUACAAGACUUGCGCCAAGUGUCGAAUUAUCGAAAGGCAAAAAAAGAAACUGAGGAAGCCAUUGGCGGAGGAAACAAUGCUUUAUGGCAUGAAACAGUUUCAACAGCAGAGUCAGAAUGGUACGUUAGGAGCAGAUGAGAUAUUCAUGGACGAUGAAAUUUUUGACGGAAAGGUGAAAGCUCAAGAGAUGUCUGCUCCAACUCCUAGUCAACAACAAUUCUCGUUGUAUAAAUUCCUGUCUGCUCCGACACAGAGUGGUUCAACUCCAAGACAUACGCCAUUGUCUCAACAGACAGCGCGACCAUCUCAACCAUUCUACAAUAGCCAGAUUCCACUGUCUCACAUCGAUAGAUCACAGCAAGUGGACACAGUAAGACUGCAUUUGGUACAGCCGGCCAACAAUGUUUCAAUGCCAGUAGAUAAGGUUUCAGCUGCUUAUAAACAACCAAAGAGUUGUGAAAUAUGCUCUUCAAAGUUGGAUUCAAAUGACGAUCUCAGUAUGAGCUAUAACUUGUGCUCAAAAUGUUAUACUAAUCCAUAUCGGUUGAAUAAUGUGUUUGGAAAUUUUGAUGAAUUCAUUUCUCAAAUACAGAAGAACAGAAACAAAAACUUAGAAAACUAUGUUUUUGUGAAGGAAUUAGAUAACAAUUUCCAAGGUAGCUUAAACCUUCAUAGCAAGAAUAUAGCCAAUGAAAAGCAGUAUAGGGAUUUGCUAUUGGAAAACAUCAGAAUAAUUUACUUAGAACCUGUGAUUGCUGCCAUAGUUAAUAAGUUCAACCAUGUUUCAACAAAUACAAAUGAUCCUAAUCUAUUGGCGACUAAUUUCCGAAAUGUUAAUUCCAUAAAAUGCUGGUACAAAUGUUACAAAGAUUCGCAACUAAAAUGCAAUUCAAGCUUGUAUUUGAACUAUAAUAUAAACUUCAAUUUACUUAUUAUAAAGUUCAACCACCAAGUGCACAAGCUUUCGAGAAUCUAUCCUGAAAACUUCAUUAUAGUGACGGAACAAAUAGUAGAUGAGAUGAAGGAGAAAACCGAGAGAGCUGAAGUAGAUUAUAACUUCCACACAGCUCAUUUAGUCUAUGAGAAGUUGUUCUCUGACUUGAGCAAAUUCAACACUGACAUACAGACCUUCAUCAAAUCCUUAAAUAAAGAAGACUUUAUUAAUGACUUUAUGAACUUCAAGCGUUUGACGGAACCCGACAGCAGCAAGGUGGCCAAGCCACUUGAUUCUAAAAAAGCAGAUGAAGCAAAGCCGGAGAAUGACGCUCAUGACGGAGUCGUGCAUGGGAACGAUGUCAACGGAGAUGAAGACGAUGAAGAAGAAGAAGAAGAAGAAGAAGAAGAAGACGAAGAGGAUGACGAAGACUCAGAAGAAGCACACGAGACACAAGAUGGAGAUACUGAGUCGGAGAGCGAUAACAAACAAGAUCAAUUUGGUACAGAGAAAGACUCAGAAGAAGGGGAUCGCAUCCAACAACGCGAAAAUGUCCUUAGCUCAUCGGAAAUUCACUCUGGAAUUACUCCUUCUAACGCAAUAACUCCCCAAAAUGCCGUACCUUCUGGUGCAAACCUAGAUCCAGUCUUCAAUCAUUAG
Priceomyces carsonii is the source of this 1665-nucleotide messenger RNA. RefSeq lists its product as uncharacterized. The transcript has a single exon. The record is from RefSeq and is a predicted model, not a curated record. The coding region runs from base 1 to 1665 and encodes 554 amino acids. Lineage: Eukaryota; Fungi; Ascomycota; Pichiomycetes; Serinales; Debaryomycetaceae.